Molecule: messenger RNA, 5223 nt
Organism: Synchiropus splendidus (mandarinfish)
Lineage: Eukaryota; Metazoa; Chordata; Actinopteri; Syngnathiformes; Callionymidae
Gene: clcn7
Product: chloride channel 7
Exons: 25
Coding region: 215-2611 (798 amino acids)
Biological process (GO): transmembrane transport; chloride transport
Cellular component (GO): lysosomal membrane; intracellular membrane-bounded organelle
Molecular function (GO): voltage-gated chloride channel activity
Source: RefSeq, a predicted model, not a curated record
UAUUCAGUUAUAAUGUGACAUAAAACUUGACAGUACCCCUUUAAAGACUAUAUUUCCCAGCAUGCACCACGGCUAACGCGCCUGGUUUGGCCCUGCACGCGAGCCUUACGAAGACGUCACGAGUUCCCGUGGUGAUCAUGGGAAUGACAGCGGGCAGCUAGCAUCACUAAGACAGCCAGGCGACUCUCCGAAGACAGACCCGUUGCGGGUCAACAUGGCCAAUAUCACGAAGAAGGUGUCGUGGUCCAGUCGUGCGGACGAUUCUGGCGCCGCCGGCGAGGGAACGCCGCUGCUGAACGGUUCUGAGAAGUCCAAACACUCCCGACAGUCUGGAUCGAGUGGUGCAUCUAAUGUUGGACGACUGAGCACCGUGGAUUUGGAGGAGGAAAUCACGUCUGAAGAGGAGUCUUUUCGGGGACGGCCCAAAGAAAUUCCUCAUAAUGAGAAGCUACUGUCACUUAAAUAUGAGAGUCUGGACUAUGACAACAGUGAGAACCAACUCUUCCUGGAAGAGGAGAGGAGGAUGAGUUACAUGAGUUUCCGAUGUCUGGAGAUCAGCCGCUGGGUUGUUUGUGGUCUCAUCGGCUUCCUCACGGGACUCAUUGCGUGUUUCAUUGACAUCUCGGUGGAGCAGCUGGCAGGAAUCAAAUAUCAAGUGGUGAAGCGAAACAUAGAACAGUUCACAGACGCAGGGGGCCUGUCCAUCUCCCUCAUCCUCUGGGCUGUCCUCAACUCUGCCUUUGUCAUGGUGGGGGCCAUCAUUGUCGCCUUUUUUGAGCCGAUCGCUGCUGGAAGUGGAAUUCCUCAGAUAAAAUGUUACCUGAAUGGAGUGAAAAUACCACGGGUAGUUCGACUCAAGACUCUCCUGAUAAAAGUAGCUGGCGUUAUUUGUUCGGUGGUCGGUGGCCUUGCUGUGGGAAAGGAAGGCCCAAUGAUUCACUCUGGUGCUGUUGUUGCUGCUGGAGUCUCCCAAGGAAGAAGCACCACUUUGAAAAAAGACCUAAAGAUCUUUGAAUACUUCCGAAGAGAUACAGAGAAGAGAGAUUUUGUGUCUGCGGGAGCUGCAGCUGGUGUUUCUGCUGCCUUUGGGGCCCCUGUCGGGGGCGUUCUGUUCUCCCUGGAGGAAGGGGCUUCUUUUUGGAACCAGAUGUUAACAUGGAGGAUAUUUUUUGCCUCUAUGGUCUCCACGUUUACACUGAACUUUUUCCUGAGCAUCUAUCAUAGCAAUCCGGGUGACCUGUCUAACCCAGGUCUCAUCAACUUCGGACGCUUCGAUAGUGAUAGUGUGACGUACAACCUGUAUGAGAUUCCAUUAUUCAUCGCCAUGGGAGCCAUAGGUGGUUUGUUGGGAGCUCUUUUCAACGUCCUCAACUACUGGCUGACCAUCUUUCGAAUCAGAUACGUCCACCGGCCCUGUCUGCAAGUGAUGGAGGCCAUGUUGGUGGCUGCAGUCACUGCCACCGUGUCUUUUACGAUGAUCUACUUCUCGAAUGACUGCCAACCUCUGGGACCAGACCACACUGAGGAGUAUCCGCUGCAGCUGUUCUGUGCGGAUGGGGAGUAUAAUUCGAUGGCGACUGCCUUCUUCAAUACCCCGGAGAGAAGUGUCCGCAGCCUGUUCCACAACCAGCCAGGAACCUACAACCCCCUGACAUUGGGCUUGUUCACCAUCACCUACUUUUUCCUGGCCUGUUGGACCUAUGGACUGGCUGUGUCUGCUGGAGUCUUCAUCCCGUCUCUGCUGAUCGGAGCAGCCUGGGGGAGGUUGUGUGGAAUUCUGCUUGCCAGCACCACAUCUGGUGGAUCGGUUUGGGCCGAUCCUGGUAAAUAUGCCUUGAUCGGUGCAGCAGCUCAGCUUGGAGGAAUUGUGAGGAUGACUCUAAGUUUGACUGUCAUCAUGGUGGAAGCCACUGGAAAUGUCACAUACGGUCUCCCCAUCAUGCUCGUCCUGAUGACAGCCAAGAUCGUAGGGGACUAUUUUGUGGAGGGGCUCUAUGACAUCCACAUCAAACUGCAGAGUGUACCCUUCCUGCACUGGGAGGCUCCAGCCACAUCCCACUGGCUGACUGCUCGUGAGGUGAUGAGUUCUCCAGUCACCUGCCUGAGAAAGAUUGAGAAGGUGGGACACAUCGUGGAGAUCCUCAGCAACACCUCUUCCAAUCACAAUGGUUUCCCUGUCGUGGUGCAGGUUCCUGGCAGUGAUAAGCCACCAAAACUGUGCGGCCUCAUUCUGAGAUCUCAGCUCAUUGUUCUCCUGAAACACAAGGUGUUUGUGGAGUUGGCCCGUUCCCGGCUCCACACGAGGAAGCUCCAGUUGAAGGACUUCAGAGAUGCCUACCCUCGUUUCCCGCCAAUUCAGAGCAUCCACGUGUCCCAGGAUGAGAAGGAGUGUAUGAUGGACCUCUCUGAGUUCAUGAACCCAACACCUUACACGGUUCCACAGGAAACAUCUCUUCCUCGAGUGUUCAAGCUCGUGAGAGCGCUGGGACUGAGGCACUUGGUGGUGGUGGACGAUGAAAACAGGGUGGUUGGACUGGUGACCAGGAAAGACUUGGCCAGAUAUCACUUGGGCAAACAUGGACUGGAAGAGCUGCAGCUGGCUCAGACAUAGGACUCAUGCUACGUGAACAGAAACUGAAGCAUUCCAUGUAGUUGAACUGAAACCAUCACAAGUGCCUAACUGAAGAAGCCUGUCAUUGUCAGCAGCCAACACUCCUUUUUUUUCGUCACAGUCACUCAUUCUUGAUAGCAGAAAACACUGUCACCCAGUCAAACACUGGAGCCACUGAAGGACAAUUCAGCGUCAGGAUGAUGAACAAGGGGCUGAUGAAGAUUCUGGUAGAUAUUCUGGGUUGAUCUAGCAGUGUCUUGGAUUCAAUUCUCGCGCUCCCAGUGCUGGGAGGGAGUCGGCUAACUGUUGGACGUAGCAUCUUUAUGACGGCUAAAUACGAAAGGUGAUAAAGCGGUUUGUGUGGAAAGAUUGAGUGACUCUGUGAAGCUCUUGGCCGUUUAAGGUCUUGCUUUAGUGUUUUGUGUUGUUUUGCAUUGAAGUGAUGUUAUUUAUUGAUGCGGAUCACUUUGGGUUUUUAACACAGAGUGAAAAUGCCCAGCUGUAGUUUUAACAAUGGUGGAAGAUGAUCCAUGUCCUGCUGGGUCAGAGCCACCGCCACGUGCACCUCUCACGGCUGACAUCAGUACGCCACCUUCACAUACAUUUCUGUGGUCAUCAGUGUUAGUUUCAGUGGCGUCCCCCCGUUUUGUUGCCAUUCUGCAAACAAGUUUCUCUUUUAUAACCACUGGACAGGACGUGAAUGAAUAAAAGGAUAUGAUUUGUUGUUAAACCGUCUCAACUCAUCACCAUGGUUACGCGUGCUUUUCUCUUGUACCACUAGAUGAGUCACAGGUUGUAUUCAUCAGACGGGAAAGUUGUUUUUUUUUUUUUUAUUGCAAAAAAUUAAAGUAUAGUCAUGAACACUGUCAGAUUGCGGUAUCAGACGGGAAAGUGAUUUCAACCGAUUGUGCCUGGAUUGACGCCGAAGCGUGUGACGUCACACAUGAACGUUAGUUGUGUGUGUAGGAUUGGUGUAUCUAUUCUUGUGAAGACCAAUUCAAUUCCGGCAGGAACACCUCCUUGUGAGAACAUUUGCCUUUAGGACCAUUGACAAGACUAAACUGAAAUUCGAAGGUUAAAGGUUAUUAUAGGUCAUUACAAUUGGCUUUAAGUUUGGUUUGUGUGUGUGAGUGUCAUUGUCUGCGCUUUGUUUUCUCAAUUUUAUAGCCACUAACCAGUUUGAUGUGAACCAAGUCCAUUUUUUUAAGAUAAGAACUCCUUUGUGAAGGGAUGAAUUCAACUUACCCUCAUCUCUCUAUUAUUUAAAACCGAUAUGCAUAGAAAAACAAAUGCAAUCUAAGCAAAAACAUCCAUGAUCGAAGUGCGGCAUACAGAGGAAUAAGUGUUGUAUCGAGGCAUGACACAGCUGACCGUUUACUUUCACGGUCCACAGUUUGCAGAAAGAAAUCAAGUCCAUAAACCAAAGGAGCACAGGUGCCUCUCCAGAGACAUAAAUACAGGCCAGUCGCUCGCCUACUUGUUGUCUGCUGGUUGUUGUCGACAGGCAGCAGUUCAGUGCUAAUGGCCGUGUCAGACUGGGAGGGAGCUCCUGACUGACUUUAAUGAAACCAAAUGACUGGAGUGUUUUCUCAGGAAGCCCCGGGGUCAUGCUGCUUCAUUAUGAGCCGCAGUUGCACUGGCGGAGUCUGGAUGAUGGCUGCCGAUACUUCACAACCCACCCAUGUGAUCCUCCACCAACAACCUGUGGUGACUCCUGAAAUGAAACACAUUCCGCUCCUGUCCUCCAUACUAUAUAGAUUAUAAACAACGUAACAUCCUGUGCGUGCGUGCAACAUUACCACAGCACAUGCACGUGCAGCUUUAUGGAAUCGGCUGGCAAACAGGUUGCUUUUGUUGAUGUUUUUCACUACACAAUGGCCAGCGUUUCCACUACUCUGAAUGGACUUGAAAUUCUUAUAAAAUCUAAAUUCUUAUACAAAUAUUUUCAAGACAUUAAAAGAGCUGUAGCUGUAGUAGCUGUAAGGUGAUAAAAAAACUUGAAUAUAGCCGCCAUUGUGAUUUCUUGCGCUAUUGUCAAACUGAUGCAAAAUAAACAAUAUUUUGUUCUUUAAAUGUAAGUAUGGAUCCAUCAUUAGUUUCACUAAUAUACCAAAUUCAUUCAAAUUGAAAAAUGUGGCUUCUUGUGGCAAAUAUUCUUAUACCAUUAAACUGCAAUAAAUUGACAUUAUUUAAUCACAAAUUCUCUUUUUUUUUUUUAUUGAAUCUCACCCCAAAUAUUUAUAUAUUAAUAACUAAAUUAAUGUUAGAUUCAUUAUGUGUUACAACACGUUCUUGUAUGGAAUUGAAGCAUGAAAGCAUGUAUGAUCCUUGUAUUUAACACUGUUCCCUCAGAUAAGACGUGAUGGACCUGAUAUCUUCUCAUUCACUAAAGGAUAAAUCUAAUCUCUUCUAACCUUCUAACGUGAAGUUAAGAGGCAAAAUAGAGUCGCUACUGUGAACAAGAAGUUACCUUUCUUGUACCAAAGCAGCUCCAGGAUGCUGUUCAGCUCUGGCCUCCCUGAGUCAAAGGUGUCAUACCGCUCUGUUCUGCGUCUUCAUGCUGGAAUUACCAUCGCGAGGUUUGUCUUCAGCAGAGAUCCUUUCAUUGCCUC